AUGAGCUGGAUUCUGACAUCACGCAGUUCUCCAGCAUCCUCUCCCAGCCAGCCUGGAGACCGCUUCAUCCCCUACAGAACUCGAGCCAACUGGAGCCUGAAAUUCCACACAGCCUUAGAAGACUCUGAGAAACCACUGAAGGAGAAGCGGAAAUCCAGAGGGGCCGCCUCGGGCAAUAGCAAAGGAGCCCUAACCUACUCUGCCUUAUUGCAGAAUGAGCUUCUGGGGGCUGGCAUCGAGAAAGUCCAGGAUCUGAAGAGAGGGGGGCAAAGGCUGCUACAGCCUGGCACCCCAGAGAAGAAGAAACUUUUUGUGUAUUCUCCUAGCCCUACAUGCUGCAGACCUGAUGUGGGGAGUGAAACCUCUCCAUAUAGCUUGGCUUCCAUCAGUAACCAAAGCCAGACCUUGCUCAUGUCUCAAGAGAAACCCCCAAGAAUAAUCCCCUCAAAAUCUUUCAAAGUCCUUGAGGCCCCAGACCUUGAGAAUGACGUCUGCCUGAACCUACUAGACUGGUCUUCCCUCAAUGUCAUCUCUGUAGGCCUGGGCACUUGUGCUUUCCUGUGGAAUGCAGAUACACUCCAGGUGAGCCAGCUGUGUGACCUGAGUGUGGAGAGAGAUUCAGUGACCUCCUUGUGCUGGUCCAACCAGGGGAAUUUGCUAGCACUCGGCACGGACACAGGUUACGUACAGAUCUGGGAUGUGGCCGCAGAGAAGAAAGUGUCUGUGCUGGACGGGCACAGAUCCAGAGUCGGUGUGCUGGCCUGGAAUGAAGACCAGAUUUCUUCUGGGAGCCGUGAUACGAUGAUCAUCCAGAGAGACUUCCGCACCCCACCCAGGCAGUCUGAGCGCAGGCUUCGAGGUCACGCCCGUGAGGUGUGUAGGCUCCAGUGGUCCACCAAUCACAGGCUGCUGGCCUCAAGUGGAAAAGACAGCACCAUUUUGCUCUGGAACCUCGCCAGUCUGAAACCUGUCCAGCAUUACGCCCAUCACAGGGCGUCCGUGAGGGCCAUCGCGUGGUCUCCCCACCAGCACGGCCUGUUAGCAUCCACUAGCGGGAAGGUCGACUGCAGCAUCCAUUUCUGGAAUUCGCUGACGGAGCAGACCCUGCAGAGAAUCCACACGGAUUCUCAGGUGUUCAACAUGGCCUGGUCCAAAAACAGCAACGAGCUGGUCAGCACCCAUGGCUACUCAGAAAACCAGAUCGCCAUCUGGAAAUACCCCUCCCUGACACAAGUAGCCAAACUCAAGGGCCAUAAAAACCGAGUUUUGUAUCUCACCAUGUCUCCUGAUGGACAGGUCAUAGCCACAGGCGCAGCAGAUGAGACUCUGAGAUUUUGGAAGGUUUUUGCCCCAACCCGCCCAUCAAGGCCAUCUGCGUCUGUCCUUGAUCUCUUCGGUCAUAUCCGGUAA
Messenger RNA from Trichosurus vulpecula (common brushtail), 1410 nucleotides. RefSeq names its product fizzy-related protein homolog. The transcript has a single exon. Lineage: Eukaryota; Metazoa; Chordata; Mammalia; Diprotodontia; Phalangeridae. Gene Ontology annotation, molecular function: anaphase-promoting complex binding; protein binding; ubiquitin ligase activator activity. Bases 1 to 1410 code for a protein of 469 amino acids. The record is from RefSeq and is a predicted model, not a curated record. Gene Ontology annotation, biological process: anaphase-promoting complex-dependent catabolic process; positive regulation of anaphase-promoting complex-dependent catabolic process; positive regulation of ubiquitin protein ligase activity. Gene Ontology annotation, cellular component: anaphase-promoting complex.